GUGCUGGGUGCAUCCUGUCAGACAGGAGUGAGGACUUACCAUCUCAUAUCGUCACUCUCCCAGUCUGUGUUCACACCCAUUUCCCACUCUUUUCCCAAUUCCCACCACCUAUCUAUAGCUCCUCCCAUAUACAAACAAAAUCUAAGCUCUUACACUUCUUCUGCCUCCAUUAUUAUAUAUCCUCUCCGAUCUAAUCAUCAAACCCACACUUUCUAGCUCGCUCCUUUCACCAUCAAUAAUGGCAUCUCCCUCCCCCAUGUCAAUGCACCAACAAGACUCCUCCGGCUCCAAGAAAAGCAUGGUCACCUCGUUCUUGGACGCUGCCGCCCUCCGCCGCACCGCAUCCUUCAAGGAGGACACCUACUUCGCCUCCGACCUCAAACCCGCCGAGAGAAAGGCGUUGUCUGACUUCAAGCUCGCCCUCGCCUCCGCCUCCUGCCCCGCCGCCUCCAUGUGGGGCAUCCCGCUUCUCUCCGGGGAGGACCGGGCGGAUGUGGUCCUCCUCAAGUUCCUACGCGCCCGGGACUUCAAAGUCCUGGACGCCCUCCACAUGCUCGAGAAAUGUCUGCUGUGGAGGAAGGAGUUCGCGGCGGAGGACGUCGUGGAGGAGGAGUUGGGGUUCAAGGAGCUGGAAGGAGUCGUCGCGUACAUGAAUGGGUUUGAUCGACAGGGACACCCUGUUUGUUACAAUGCCUAUGGAGUUUUUAAGGACAAGGAGAUGUACGAGAAAAUCUUCGGAGAUGACGAGAAACUCAAACGGUUCCUAAGAUGGAGGGUUCAGGUUCUGGAGAGAGGGAUUAAGCUUCUACAUUUCAAACCGGGCGGUGUUAAUUCACUCAUUCAAGUCACUGAUCUUAAAGAUAUGCCCAAAAGGGAACUUCGGGUCGCCUCUAAUCACAUCCUUUCCCUUUUCCAGGACAAUUACCCUGAAUUAGUUGCCCGAAAGGUGUUCAUCAAUGUGCCGUGGUACUUCAGCAUGUUGUAUUCAAUGUUCAGCCCAUUCUUGACGCAAAGGACAAAGAGCAAAUUUGUUAUCUCUAAGGAGGGUAAUGUUGUUGAGACGCUAUACAAGUUCAUCAGGCCCGAGUAUGUACCGGUUCAAUAUGGCGGUCUGAGUCGGCCCAGCGAUUCGGACGAGGGCCCUCCUAAACCGGCGUCAGAGUUCACGGUUAAAGGAGGGGAGAAAGUCAACAUUCAGAUUGAAGGAAUUGAGAGUGGUGCCUCAAUAACAUGGGACAUAGUGGUGGGAGGAUGGGAAUUAGAGUACAGCGCCGAGUUUGUACCAAACGCAGAAAAAAGCUAUAGCAUCGCCGUGGAGAAGCCCCGGAUGGUUGCUGCCGGAGAAGUGGCAAUACACAACUCCUUCAAGUCGCCGGAAGCUGGAAAGUUAGUGCUUUCCGUCGACAACACCGCCUCCCGGAAGAGGAAAGUCGCAGCGUAUCGUUACCUAGUCCGCAAAUCCGCCAACAUCUAAUGUGGCAUCCUUUUACGAAUGUGUUAGUAAUAAUAGUAGUAAAAUAAUCUUUUGAAUUUUGCUCUCAGUUACCAAUCUAUUUUUCCUUCUUUGAUCAUUUCUUUGAUGAUCUUAGUUAAUUAAUUACCUUACCAUGGGUGGAAACUUAAUCAUAUGUACUGAUGAGUGUACUUGUCGCAAUCUAAUUUUGUACAAAAGCUGGUACCUUGUUACAUUACAAAUGGAGAUGCUUUCGAGCCGUUUAUAUGAUUAGUUUUGUGUUUACUACUAGGUAUUAUGUAUGUUUACAAAAUAAGAAAAUACUGAAUAUAUUUUUAGCAUUG
This is a messenger RNA of Cuscuta europaea, 1797 nucleotides long. The record is from the annotation of a GenBank genome assembly. Lineage: Eukaryota; Viridiplantae; Streptophyta; Magnoliopsida; Solanales; Convolvulaceae.